AUGAUCGCUGAGUUGGCCAUUGCACCCGGGAAACUUGCCGAGAAAAUCUCAGCGCAUUUGGAAUUGGGAAUUGGGAACAAAAAGGUUUGUUGCAAGUCAUUGGAGAAAUGUGUACGAGGAAUGAUGCCCAAUAUUGACGAAUUGAAUAAAAGCAUUUCUGCCUACACAAAAUAUGUGGCGGAGAAACAACGACACGAUGCGAACGUUUACAAUAUGACGCAAAAGAGGGAGCUCGAGAAUGAGCAACGUCGACAGCGUGGAGAACCGUUGAUGUCUUUUGAUGACAUCAAACGAUUAAAAGGACCUCAACUGCAGACAAAGAGUGGGAUCGAAAUCGACAAAGAGGUCGAAUCGUUUCUUUUAAGUGCCGACACCGAGUCGACAGCGACACCGAGCCGACACCAGCGAGCCGCAAUU
Mesorhabditis belari is the source of this 417-nucleotide messenger RNA. Lineage: Eukaryota; Metazoa; Nematoda; Chromadorea; Rhabditida; Rhabditidae. The record is from the annotation of a GenBank genome assembly.